Messenger RNA from Prorocentrum cordatum, 843 nucleotides. The record is from the annotation of a GenBank genome assembly. NCBI's taxonomy places the organism in Eukaryota, Dinophyceae, Prorocentrales, Prorocentraceae.
AUGGAGUUUGCGGCCACGGACAUGCUGCAGGCAAACAUCUCCCUGGACAAGGCUGCGCUCCACCGGGCCGAGGCGGACCUCUGGAAGCGGCGCCACGCGCAGGCCGAGGCCCGCGACGACGCCAGCCAGACGUUGUUGGCCCAGACCCAGGCCGAGAAGGACAAUGCUAUUUCCCAGCUUCGCGCGGCCCAUCAAGGAGAGAUCAGCCGCACUCUGCAGGAGUGCAGCGAGGUCAUCGCCCAGCACGACGCCGAGGUACAGCGGCUGAGGAGCAGGUGCCGUGGAGCGAGUGCCGCGGCGAGCCUCCCGCCCGCGGCCGGCGGCCGCCUGCGCCGCCGUGCGCGUGCCGGUGCUGCGGCCGCGCUGCAUCUCAGCGCCUGCUCCGCCCAGCCGCUGCUGGGGGUGGCCGCUCGCGCUGAGCAGUUCGUCGGCGUCGAUGUGCUCGUCUCUGUUCAGGAACGCUUGCAGCGCUCUGACUUCCAGAACGGCGUCAGCAGCGAUAGCGUGGGUGGCCGCGGCGCCGUCGUGCAGGUAGACGUCUGGCGCCGGCCCCGCCGCACGGUCAGCCACUUGCCAUCCUCGCUCGCCAGGGCGCGUGACAGCGGCGAGGCUGAAAGCGAGCAACAGCAAAGCCGCCACUGCUGCCCACGGUCCGCCGCUCCCAGCGUCCUGUUCGUGCUGCGCAUUCUGCUUGGCGUAGGAGUGCUUCCGCUGGUCGAUGGUGCUCACCUCCGCCUCGUUGAUGUGCUGGUGCCUGCCCUGGUCGUUGAGGCGGUCCUCCGCCUCGUUGUUGUGCUGGAGCCUGCCCUGGAGUUGUUUGUGCGGCCCCCCACCGCGCCUUGA